Mesorhabditis belari is the source of this 333-nucleotide messenger RNA. The record is from the annotation of a GenBank genome assembly. NCBI's taxonomy places the organism in Eukaryota, Metazoa, Nematoda, Chromadorea, Rhabditida, Rhabditidae.
AUGACGGCAUUGGGAUCCGAGAAGCCGAGGAGAUUCACAGAAAAUACAGUGAAUCAUGGUAGAUACUCUGAGUCACUCGAGCGUGAACUUACACGUGACAAGGUAGGCGGCACUCCUACAGAAUGGGGGCCAACGAUGGGAUCGAUGGAGGCUGCCGGAUUAGAGUAUGCGCUCGAUGGCAUGGGGAGAGGAGGAGUGGAGAGGUACGGACUGGUGGGGGACGGUCCUUCUACUCCGGAGGGUGGCCAUCAAUCCCUCCACGAAUCAUUGGGCUGUUUGAAGCCACCGGGUUGGAGCGUGAAGUCGAUGGUCCCUCUGUGGAAGCGUUGCGGA